Messenger RNA from Syzygium oleosum, 348 nucleotides. Its product is annotated as putative disease resistance protein RGA4. Bases 1 to 348 code for a protein of 115 amino acids. NCBI's taxonomy places the organism in Eukaryota, Viridiplantae, Streptophyta, Magnoliopsida, Myrtales, Myrtaceae. The transcript has 2 exons. The record is from RefSeq and is a predicted model, not a curated record.
AUGGCUGAAUCACUCCUUUUCAGCAUUGCACAGGGUGUGCUAGGGAAGAUAGCAUCACCAGCGUUCAAAAAAGCCGUCACAAUUUGCUGCUUCGAAAAUCAGAUCCACGAGCUUGAAAAGACGUUGACUACUGUUACUGCCGUGUUGUUAGAUGCUGAGGAGAAACAGGCGAAGGACCAUCGCCUGCAACAGUGGCUGCGACGGCUUCAAGACGUGUUAUACGAUGCAGAGGAUAUUCUCGAUGAACUCGAGUGUGAAGCCUUACGAAAGCGGGUAAUCAAUCAGUACGGGGGUGUCAGACAGAAGGAAAGCAAGAUAAAGAAAAGGCAGAAGGCAUGCUUGGGUUAA